AUUGUAUACAUUGCCCGAAUUUUCCACUUUGCCCGUAACAUAUAUAUUUCAAUUAGAUAGUCUACAUUUUAGAUAGCUAUAAUUUCUAGACUAGAAAAAUCGGUGAAAUUACAGUCAAUGCCGGGCCAUGCAUGGCUCUCAUUAAAAAUUUUUUUUCUUAUAUAAUAAUAGGAAUAUUCUUCAUUUGUUCCUUUUCCUGCUUUUCAUAUUAUUUUUCAUUACCUACAUUGCGCUGCUCCCGACUCUCUUAUCGUUGGGCCAUCCCUGGUAUCUAUAUGGCUACAUAUUAUAACUAUACUACUAUAGGCAAGCCUGGGCAAUAAACAAGUUAAAAAGUUAAUUUUAGUGUAUAGGUACCUAUUAUGCAGUUAUACUAUAAAUGACACAUUUCUUUUCUUUUCCUUGUAAAAGCUAUCAAGUUAGUACAAUGGACGGUGAUAAAUUAUCCAAUGAAGCUCAGGAACUUGAAAAAAGAUUUCUUCAAUACAAACAAUUUUGGGAUAAUUUAAUGCAGCAAUCAAAUUUACUGGAUAAAGAAAAGUUGUCGCUGUGUGAUCAAUUAUGUAAAUUGAAUUUCAAAAUUAACGAUUUACAAAUAAACAAAACCCAACUUGAUGAACUAAAGCUUAAAUUAGAAAUGGAUGUGGACGAAUUAUCUGAAAAAAGUAAACAGUAUGAAUUUUUGAAAACUCAUCUUGAAGUUCUAAAUCAACGCAAAGAUCAUUUGGAAAAAUAUUCAUUAACAAAAGGAUUGGAAUUUGAAGAAAAUAUGUUAGAACAUAAAAUAGAUAAUGUUUGGAAAUAUUUCAAUAAUAAGAAUUCUAAAUUGGAUGAUGAAAUUAAAGAUUUAGAGUUGAAAUUGGCUAAUCGCCAGGAGAUGGUGUCUAAAAUGUUUAAGAAAGAAUGUAACCACUACAAGAGAUCUAUAGAGAAGCUUAUUAAUGAAAACAGUGUAUUAAAUAAAAAGUUAAGCUUGAUUAGUAAGAUCAGAGAAGACUCAAAUGAAUAACCUAUAUGAUAACUUUAGUAUAUUGUUUAAAUAAGUAUUAAGUAAUAAUAAUUCUUCUUUAUAAAUAUUAUGCAAUAUUUAAUGCAAUAUUUAAUGCAAUUGUAUAAUAAUAAGGAUUUAAGAUAUAACUAAACGUUGUAAUUAAUUGUGUUUAUUUUUCACUUAUCAUAUUAUGUUAUACAUUAUAAACUAAAAUCAAAUUUAUAAAACAUUUUCAAUUGAUUGUAGUUUAAUACAAAAUUUUUUUAAUAUGAAAUUUGCUAUCAACAAAUACUGUUUCUUGUAAAAUCGUUCUGUUGAUUUAUGUUGACACUAAAUGCUUAUUAUUUAUUAUUUCAAUAGAUACAUCUUUCUUAUUAUGUGCUGUUUCAAUUAUACAACAUGUGAAAUGUGAAAAAUGAAAAUAAUAAGUUUACUGUGAAGAAUUUUUAUUGUUUAUUUUUUUCGUAUUCUGUACCACAAAAUUAGUUUUAAAAAUUUUUUUUUUGUUUAUUUAUUAAAAAGUUGAGCAUUUCAUUUUUAUUACAAUGAUUUAUUAUUAUUAUUUUUGAAUUUAAUUACCAUCUGUUGUCUACACGAACUACCAUAGAUAGUUCACAGAGUUUGUUGCACAUUAGGUUGGCACUGUAGCUCUCUAUUUCUUAAGAUUGGAAUAAUACUUCUAAUAAGUUCUAAAAAUAUUUUAUUACAAUAACCUAUUUACCAGGACAAACUUGAGGACUGAGAUAAUCAUGAAUCAUCAAGUUAUUAAAUAUUCAUUUUUUAAUCAUUUUAUAAUAUAAAAAUAUAAUAUGAAAUAUUGAUAUUACAAAUUUAACAGUAUCACAAUAAUUAUGCCGAAUUACAUAAGCAAUUACUUAAUAUUUAAUGAAUCAAUGGUGACUGAGCUAAUGGUCACUUUAACAUAAUUUUCAAGUGAUUGUCAUGUCUGGUUCAUUACGUUUUGACAAAUCAAAUUAAAUAUUUUUUAAAUAAUCUGGCAUUAAAUGUAUAAAAAUAUAAUAAAUGGAGCACAUUAAAUUAUAAAAACUUUUAAAUAUUAGUUUCAUAUGACAUUUUUCUCAAUGACUA
Messenger RNA from Myzus persicae (green peach aphid), 2080 nucleotides. RefSeq lists its product as uncharacterized. NCBI's taxonomy places the organism in Eukaryota, Metazoa, Arthropoda, Insecta, Hemiptera, Aphididae. The transcript has 6 exons. The coding region runs from base 380 to 1009 and encodes 209 amino acids. The record is from RefSeq and is a predicted model, not a curated record.